Molecule: messenger RNA, 722 nt
Organism: Acanthoscelides obtectus
Lineage: Eukaryota; Metazoa; Arthropoda; Insecta; Coleoptera; Chrysomelidae
Source: the annotation of a GenBank genome assembly
AUGAGUAGGAGAAGAAGAAUAAAAGAACAAAAUGGAAAAGAAAAAAUUCUAGUAUGUAAUGACACUUACGUAAGUUUCAAUGAGAUCACUCCUAUGUGGUACAAAGUAGUUGUGGUCCUCCAUUUCCCUCCGUUUCUUGACUCUGACGAAAUGUUCGCAGAACUGGAAUACUCCAAGGAGAAAGGAAAGGGCGCAUCGCCCAGUUCUCGAUGUUUAGAGUUUGACGAUGAUAACCAUAUGGUUCAUCCCACUUCUGAAUAUGUAGUGCAUAAGAUGUCAACUAGGGAUUCGCAAGAUCAAGACGAAGACCAAGACUGCAUUUUUUGCAAGACCAAAACCAUAUCGUGUGUUUUUUUAAAAGUGCUUGGAUGUACCUGUAGUGAUCUCCUACUGGACCCACUGUUUGACCUAGACAACAUUGGAGGUCUCCUCUUCGUCGCUCCUCGGCCGGCAAGCAGGUUAUUGAGCAAGGAAGGACUCCUAGCGCAGAUGAAGGCAUGGAAGGAAGAUACUGUGAACACUCCCAACUUGUUCAGGGAACAGAGAUAUGUUUGACCUACAAGUGUAUCAUACCUACAACACAAGAGACUUAAAUGUAAACUAUCCUAGGAAUAGACUAACUUUAACUGAAAAGACUCCAUACUACGCAUGUCUGACAUUUUUCAACUGCCUGCCAAACACUGUAAAAUAUAGUGUAAAAAACUAUGUCCGAGACUUAAUAC